Messenger RNA from Pseudogymnoascus destructans, 3293 nucleotides. It is a transcript of the gene HSP98, whose product is annotated as Heat shock protein hsp98. Gene Ontology annotation, biological process: cellular response to heat. Gene Ontology annotation, molecular function: ATP binding; ATP hydrolysis activity. Gene Ontology annotation, cellular component: cytosol; cytoplasm. The transcript has a single exon. The coding region runs from base 335 to 3130 and encodes 931 amino acids. NCBI's taxonomy places the organism in Eukaryota, Fungi, Ascomycota, Leotiomycetes, Thelebolales, Thelebolaceae. The record is from RefSeq and is a predicted model, not a curated record.
UCACUGGAGAGUUCCAGCACCAACGUAGCAAGUAACCUUGGAAGCUUCAUCUUGUGAUGUCAUUAUAAAUACAGGGUCUCAAGGAUUUCAUGCUAUAAGAGAACCACGUUGCUACCACGUUGCUACACAUUCUGCAAACCACAUACCAAAUUAACAUCAUCACUUUCAACCCAAACAACAUCCAGCCUUGUGUCUGGCCAAGCAAGCUACCCAAGGCAAAUAUAAACCGGCCUCGACAAGUCAUCUUGAGGUCGACGUCACUUAGAAAUUCACGACAGCACAAACAACGAACCUGCAUAUUUUCAAACCGAAAUCACACGCAUAGAGGGGCAUCAUGGCUACCUCAAACAUGCAGUUCACAGACCGGGCGAAGAAAGCCCUUGAAGACUCCAUGAUCCUGGCAGAGCAAUAUGCACACUCACAGCUAUUGCCCAUCCACCUUGCCGUCUCGCUCCUCGACCCGCUACCAGAUGAAAGCAAAGACCAGCAGCAAUCAGUCAAUGCUUCGCACGGGCCUUCACAGUCAUCAUUCUUCCGCCAGGUCGUCGAACGUGCCCAUGGCGAUCCUCAGCUCUUCGACAGAGCCCUCAAGAAGGCCCUGGUUAGACUACCUAGCCAAGACCCUCCGCCGGACCAGAUCGCGAUGUCGCCCGCCUUCAGCAAGAUUCUUAGGUCGGCAAACGAGCUGCAGAAAACUCAGAAGGAUAGCUAUAUCGCCGUCGAUCAUAUGAUCUCUGCAUUGGCACUAGACACAACCAUUCAAAAGGCAUUGAGCGAUUCGAACAUACCUAAUUCGAAGCUGGUGCAAGAUGCGGUGCAACAGAUCAGAGGCACGAAGAGAGUCGACUCGAAGUCUGCGGAUGCAGAGGAGGAGAGCGAGAACUUGAAGAAGUUUACGAUCGAUAUGACAUCUAUGGCAAGAGAGGGUAAAAUUGACCCUGUUAUUGGACGAGAAGAAGAGAUCAGACGAGUCAUUCGUAUUCUUUCAAGGAGAACGAAGAACAACCCGGUGUUGAUCGGUGAGCCUGGUGUUGGAAAGACAACUGUCGUCGAGGGCUUGGCACAGCGAAUCGUCAACCUUGAUGUGCCAGACAACCUUGCCGCUUGCAAGCUUCUAUCUCUCGAUGUCGGCUCACUGGUCGCCGGAGCCAAAUACCGUGGAGAGUUCGAGGAGAGAAUGAAGGGCGUCCUCAAGGAAAUCGAAGACUCCAAGGAGAUGAUCGUCCUAUUCGUCGACGAGAUGCAUCUUCUUAUGGGAGCCGGUGCGAGCGGCGAGGGUGGUAUGGACGCUGCCAAUUUACUCAAGCCCAUGCUUGCUCGCGGACAGCUUCAUUGUAUUGGAGCCACGACUUUGAGCGAAUACCGAAAGUACAUCGAAAAGGACGCCGCCUUCGAACGUCGUUUCCAACAAGUUAUCGUGAAGGAACCGAGUAUCCCUGAGACGAUCUCUAUUCUCAGAGGUCUCAAGGAGCGCUACGAAGUUCAUCACGGUGUCACUAUUGCCGACGCUGCUAUUGUCUCUUCCGCAACUCUUGCGGCUCGAUAUCUUACGGGCAGAAGGCUGCCAGAUUCUGCAGUUGACCUUAUUGAUGAGGCAGCUGCCGCAGUCAGAGUUGCCAGAGAGUCCCAGCCAGAAAUCAUCGAUUCUCUGGAGAGAAAGCUGAGGCAAUUGAAGAUCGAAAUUCACGCAUUAUCACGCGAGAAGGAUGAGGCAUCUAAAAUUCGGCUUGCUCAAGCAAAGCAAGAUGCAAGCAACGUCGAAGAAGAGCUCCGACCACUCCGCGACAAGUAUGAGAAUGAGAGGAAGAGAGGCAAGAGCAUUCAAGAGGCCAAGAUGAAGCUUGACCAGUUGAAGUUCAAGCAGGAAGAGGCGUCUCGCAUUGGAGAUGUCGGACGCGCAGCUGAUCUCAAGUACAACGCGAUUCCAGAGCAAGAAGACUUGAUCAAGAGUCUCGAAGAAGAAAAGAGAUUGGCUGAUGCGAGGUUGAACGAGACCUCAGCGGAUACUGGCGGAUCCAUGACCAGUGACAUCGUUGGCCCAGAUCAAAUCAAUGAGAUUGUUGCCCGAUGGACCGGCAUUCCAGUCACGAGAUUGAGGACCACUGAGAAAGACAAGCUCCUUCACAUGGAGAAGGUACUCGGCAAGAUUGUUGUUGGCCAAAAGGAGGCUGUCGGCUCUGUCUCCAACGCUAUUCGCCUCCAACGAUCAGGUCUCAGUAACCCGAACCAACCUCCCAGCUUCCUUUUCUGUGGUCCUUCUGGUACGGGUAAGACCUUACUCACCAAAGCUCUCGCCGACUUCCUAUUCGACGACCCCAAGGCUAUGAUUCGCUUCGAUAUGUCCGAAUACCAAGAACGGCACUCAUUGUCACGCAUGAUUGGUGCCCCACCAGGUUACGUCGGCCACGAUGCUGGCGGACAACUCACCGAAGCUCUACGCCGCAAGCCCUUCUCCAUUCUUUUGUUCGAUGAGGUCGAGAAGGCAGCCAAAGAAGUCCUCACGGUCCUCUUGCAGCUCAUGGAUGAUGGCCGCAUCACCGAUGGCCAAGGCCGUGUCGUCGACGCUCGCAACUGCAUCGUCGUCAUGACGUCCAACCUAGGUGCAGAGUUCCUGGCUCGCCAGAACGCGCCGAAUGGCAAGAUUGACCCAACAACAAAGGAGAUGGUCAUGCAAGCUCUGCGCAACUACUUCUUGCCAGAGUUCCUCAACCGUAUCAGCUCUAUUGUCAUCUUCAACAGGCUGACAAGACAUGAGAUCCGCAAGAUUGUAGAUGUACGCCUUGAAGAGAUACAGAAACGCCUCGAGUCCAAUGGUCGCAAUGUCACCAUCGAGGUUUCUGGUCCUGCCAAGGAUUACCUCGGAAGUGCGGGAUAUAGCCCCGCAUAUGGUGCGAGACCGUUGGCGAGACUCAUUGAGAAGGAGGUUCUCAAUAGAAUGGCAGUCUUGAUUUUGAGAGGCAGCAUUAAGGAUGGGGAGACAGCGAAGGUUGUCCUUGAAGACGGACGCCUGGAUGUGCUCCCCAACCACGGUGAUAGCAGCGAACAAGAAAGCGGGGAGGAGGAUAUGGAUUUGGAUGAUGGCGACGCAUUAGAGGCGAUUACAGGGGAGGAUAUGGAUCUUUACGACUAGAUUGUUGAGAGAGUCUCGAUAUUAUCGAACGGGUUAACGACAUUAAUAAAUUAUUCACAAUUUUUCCUCACUUCUCCUAUUAAACAAAACCGCGUGGGCGGUUGCUUGCUUUAAAUCUCAAAACACACAAAACGGGUUAACGACAUUAAUGAUUAUUAACAAA